ACCAGUUACCCCCAUAUCAGUUCUUUUUCAGGCUAAGUUAUAGAAUUACUUUUCAAUUUAAUACUGGAGAAUUUCUGAAGAUGUCUGUUCAAGAACUUUGCUACAUUAUUGUAUUUGAUGGAGAGAGCAAUGCGGACACUGGAAGACAUGACAGAGUAGUAGCUUCAUCAUGCUGUUCUCAUCUGAAUGCAACAUUUUGGUAUACAAGGAGCACUUUGGAAAGUUUGUUACAGUUAGUGGGAUGCAAAGUGCACCAUGCUUUCCAGAUAAGUAGACGAGUUUUUGACAUCUUGGAGGGUGAGAACCUGAAAUCAACACUCAACACUGAAGAGAAAGGUAGUUUGGUGUCUGGACUGCGGAAUAUUGGAACUGACUGGAAUCAACCUUGUGAAAAAUACAUGGCAAAGGAACUCUUCACAGGAAAAAUCGAUGACCCUUACGAAAAUUAUAAGAAACAAGCAACUGUAAUGGUGGAGAGAGGGCAGUUCUUAGAUAUCAUAUGCCAUUGUCUUGAAGAAUAUCGUUAUGUGGGACCAAGCCAACGUGCUGAUAUCAUCCUUGGUUGCAGACUUCGUGAAAGGAAGGAAUCAGUUACCAUUUUGCUUUGCGGAACUAGUGGAUGUGGAAAGUCAACUCUUUCGACUUUACUAGCAAGCACGUUUGGCAUUACAACAGUUGUUUCUACUGAUUCUAUUCGCCAUACAAUGAGGAGCUUUUUUGAUGAAAAAGAAAACCCAUUAUUGUGGGCAUCUACUUAUCAUGCUGGAGAGUUCCUGGAUCCUGUAGCAGUGGCAGAAACAAAGAGGAAAAAGAAAGCUAAAAUGUUAUCUAAACCUUUUAAUGGCCAGGGUGGUUUGGAAUCAGCAAGAAUGAUACAAGGAUCAGAUGAUGCACCAGGCUGUAACUUCUCAGGGGCAGGUCAAGCAGAUCGAAAACAUACAGAAGUGAAUGAUUCUGUUGAAAGAAAUGCUGAAUCCAAUCUCACCACUGAGCUAGUUGGGUCCAAGGUACUGGCAGUUGAGGGAUAUAAGGCACAAAGUGAAAUGGUUAUUGACAGUCUUGACAAACUAAUCAUGGCCUGGGAAGAGCACAAAGAAUCGGUAGUGAUUGAGGGUGUACAUUUAAGCCUAAAUUUUGUGAUGGGGCUUAUGAAGAAGCAUCCUUCCAUAAUUCCUUUCCUUAUAUGCAUUUCAGAUGAGGAGAAGCACAUAGAAAGGUUUGCUAUUCGAGCAAAAUAUAUGACCUUGGAUCCUUCCAAAAAUAAGUAUGUAAAGUACAUCAGCAAUAUACGUACAAUACAAGACUACUUAUGCAAAAGGGCUGACAAGCACUUGGUUCCAAAGGUUAAAAAUACCAAUGUGGACCGAAGUGUGGCAUCUAUACACUCAACAAUAUUUAGCUGUUUGAGGAGGCAGCAGAUGGGGGCUUCCUUCUAUGAUGCUGCUACAAACACUGCUAAAGUUGUAUGUGAGGAAUACUGCAAGCAUUGUAAUGCAAAUUCUAUCAGUUCAAAAGGAAUGUUCCGAUUGAUCCAGAGACAAGGGUCGAUACGGCGUUACAUGGCUAUAGUAAAUUCUGAUGGUUCAGUUGCCAAAGCCUGGCCAUUUCAGCCUGUAGCUAACACUAGGGAGAUCCAUCCAUCUAGUGCUGCUACUCCUAGUGAGAGUGUGUAUCAAAUCUAUGGUCCAGUCCAAGUUCAUGCAGCUGAGCCUGUUAAUGUACAGUUUGGUCAUUUUGGGGUAGGUUCUUGGCUGAAUGGAACAGAAAGUACAAGCUACAUAGGCAGCUUAAAUGAUCCUAGAGUGGAUGGUGACGAACCGAUGACUCAGUUUUCUUCUUUGUCAAGUUCAUCUCUUCACCAUGAAGUGCAUGCGAAGGAGCUUGCAGAAGAAGUGGCUGCAUCUGAAAGUGAGGAUGAGGCUUUUCAAGAAGAUGAAGAUGAUUCUAGUGAUGCAACUGGGGAGCAUGGAGAUGAGAUGGAAGGUUCAGUUGCUGAGUCAUCAACAAUAUCCGAUGAAGAGUAUGAGAUAGUCCUAAAGGAUGGGAUGUCUGAUGAUGCUACAACCAUGGAUAUGCAGGGUCUGCCUACCAAUCUUGUUGAUGAUUCUCACUGACAUCACCAAGCGCUCAAAAGCAACUCUAUGAGACAAUUGAGAAGACCAAUCCAUGAAGCCUCUCUAUAGCCAUGUCCAUAGCCUUCCUCUUGGAAGAAGUCAUCAACAAGCUUAAGAAUGUAAAUGCUCAAACAUUUUCAAAAUAAAAACUAGAGAGAAUAGAUAAAUAAAUUUGACAGUUAUGUUGAA
Messenger RNA from Macadamia integrifolia, 2303 nucleotides. RefSeq names its product P-loop NTPase domain-containing protein LPA1 homolog 2-like. The transcript has 8 exons. Lineage: Eukaryota; Viridiplantae; Streptophyta; Magnoliopsida; Proteales; Proteaceae. The coding region runs from base 81 to 2114 and encodes 677 amino acids. The record is from RefSeq and is a predicted model, not a curated record.